Bufo gargarizans (Asiatic toad) is the source of this 4936-nucleotide messenger RNA. RefSeq lists its product as uncharacterized. The record is from RefSeq and is a predicted model, not a curated record. Lineage: Eukaryota; Metazoa; Chordata; Amphibia; Anura; Bufonidae. The transcript is spliced from 2 exons. Bases 829 to 2679 code for a protein of 616 amino acids. Gene Ontology annotation, molecular function: nucleic acid binding.
UUCCCAAUAAAUGAAAAUCUUAAAGAUCUCAUCACAGAGGAAUGGGCUGACGGCGAAAGGAACCUCUUUAUUCCCAGGGAUUUUAAAAAUCGUCUACGGUUUGACCCAAAGGACACUAACCUCUGGGACGAGGUUCCCAAAGUUGAUAUCCAGGUGGCCAAGGUCGUGAAAAAAACCUCAAUACCCUUUGAGGAUUCGUCACAGCUAAGGGACCCCAUGGAUAGGAAGCUAGACGGCCUGUUGAAAAAAUCCUGGGAGUCAGGGGCAACCGCAAUUAAUACCAACAUUGCAGCUACUUCGGUUUCCAGAGCCUUAAUCUUGUGGAUUAAUCAACUGGAGAGUCACCUUAGGGCAAGAACAUCCAGGGAAGAAAUCCUAGAGUCUCUUCCGCUUCUAAAGAUGGCCUCUAGUUUCCUGGCGGACGCCUCAGCGGAGACCAUUAGAUUCGCAGCCAAGUCCCAGUCUCAGACUAACGCUGCUAGACGGGCCCUCUGGCUCAAGUCCUGGUCUGGAGACGUAGCGUCAAAGAACAGACUCUGCUCCAUUCCGUUCUCUGGCUCGUUUAUGUUCGGCCCAGUUCUGGACUCUAUUCUCCAGAAUGCGGCAGAUAACAAGAAGGGGUUCCCUGAGGAGAAGCCAAAAAAAAACCAGCCCUUUCGGAGGCCCUCAGGCCAAAAUCAGGCCAGGACCUAUAGAGGGAAAGGAAAAUCGGGCCGCUGGAGCUACCCCAAGGGUAGAGGCAGGGGUUUCCUCUUCAACCCCAACACCAAUACAGGGAAACCAUGACGCCAGACCAGUGGGAGGGAGACUUCGUCACUUUUGGGAAAGAUGGAAGAGAGUUACCUGCAAUCAAUGGAUCCUGGACUCCAUCAGGGACGGCUUCAGGAUAGAUUUCAGAACUCCUCCUCCCCAAGUGUUCCAGGUGACCUAUUUCGAAUCUCCUCUCCUCCAACAGCAACUAAGGUCACAUAUUCAAGACCUCCUGGCUCUGGGAGCUAUCACCCAGGUUCCUCCUCCCCAGCAGUUCACAGGCCAUUACUCAAGACUUUUCUUUGUAAAGAAGCCAGACGGGUCGAUGAGGACAAUCAUCAACUUAAAGUUUCUGAACAGGUGGGUGACGUACUACAGGUUCAAGAUGGAGUCAAUAAAAUCCUCCACUCCUCUGAUCCCUCCAGGUGCUCACCUUUGCACAUUGGACCUCAAGGAUGCGUAUUACCACAUCCCCAUACAUCCCCAACACCAUCAGUACUUAAGGUUUGCGGUCAGGUACGGAAAGGAGACCUCUCACUACCAGUUCCAGUGCCUGCCGUUCGGUAUCUCAUCUGCCCCCCGCCUAUUCACAAAGGUAGUAUCCGAAAUGAUGGCCUUCCUUCGCCAGAAUACAAUUACAAUCGUGCCCUACCUGGACGACUUCUUGCUGAUAGCAGACUCGGUUCAAAAAUUGAUGGGGGACAUCCACCAAACCUUAGCCCUAUUCAAGGACUUGGGGUGGAUCGUGAACUACCCGAAAUCCGACUUGAUACCGGACACAAGAAAGGAAUUCCUAGGCACUCUCCUGGAUACAAGAAUACAACACUCAUUUCUUCCAGAGAGAAAACAGACCAAUCUGAAACAAAAGAUAGAGUUGUUCAAAAAGAGGAAAACCCACUCGAUCAGGGAAGCCAUGCAGAUCCUGGGUCUGAUGACCUCCUGCAUCUCAAUAGUACCCUGGGCCCAAUUCCACUCCAGGACCCUCCAGAAUGCAGUUUUGACAGCUUGGAACAGAGACCACCGUUCUCUAAACUCCAGGAUGAAAAUAUCGGGAAAAGUGAUAAAAUCCCUGUCCUGGUGGACAGAACCAGGGAAUCUGGAGAAAGGAGUCCCGUGGAAUUUGACUCCAGCCAUAACCGUCACCACGGACGCGAGUCUGAAUUGUUGGUUGGGGGGCACGUGGACCAGCAUCUCUUCCAGGGUUCCUGGGUCCUUCAAGACAGGAUAAGAUCCUCAAACUACCGGGAACUGAAGGCAGUGCUGAAGACUCUGACAGCAGCCAAACAUCUCCUCAAGGAUCAACAUGUCAGGAUCCUAUCCGACAACAUUACUACGGUAUGUUAUCUAAAAAGACAGGGCGGUACCAGAUGCCCGCUCCUUCAGGAUCUAGCAGAUCAAAUCUUCAUAUGGGCAGAAAGGGAGGUUCGGUCCAUUUCAGCAACCCAUCUAAAGGGGUCUCAGAACUCGAGAGCCGACUUCCUAAGCCGUCACAGGAUAGACGCGGGAGAAUGGAAUCUGAACAAACAGGUCUUCAGACAGGUCUGCCAGCUAUGGGGUUAUCCAGAAAUAGACCUCUUCGCAUCCAGGGGGAAUUCUCAACUGGACUGUUUUUACUCACUAAACCCCAGCGAAAACCCAGUGGCAGUAGACGCCUUAGCCCAGAAUUGGGACAUGAAACUGGCCUACGCUUUUCCUCCUUUUCCCCUAAUCCCGGCAGUCCUAAAGAAGAUGAGGACCAGUACCACCACUCUGAUCCUGGUCGCACCAGACUGGUCCAAGAGAGCUUGGUAUCCCAUCUUGAGGGAAAUGUCGAUCAAAGACCCGUACCCCCUUCCAGACAGGAAAGAUCUGUUAACGCAGGGACCUCUGGAGCAUCCCAAUCUCAACAAGCUGAGACUGACUGCUUGGAUCCUGAGAGGCAAACCCUGAGGAAGAAGGGUCUCUCCAAUCAGGAGGAGCGGUUCCACUGUCUUGAUGUAAGAAGAACGGUCCUCGCCUACAUCAAGCGGACAAAAUCCUGGAGAAAGUCAGCGAACCUCCUCAUCCAAUUCGGUGGUAGGAACAAGGGGAGCAAAGCCUCUAAGACCUCUUUAGCCCGCUGGAUCAAGGAGACCAUCAGGGAAUGUUAUAGACUGCAGAGUUCAUCCUGCCCCAUAACGUUGAGGGCUCAUUCCACCAGAGCCAUGUCCGCAACCUGGGCGGAGAAGGCUGGAGCUUCCAUCGACCAGAUCUGCAGAGCGGCAACCUGGUCCUCCUCCACUACCUUCGUCAGACACUACAGACUGGACUCUAUGGCCAAUCAGGACUUGGCUUUUGGCCGUAAGGUCCUACAAGCAGUGGUCCCCCCCUAAAUGGCGUUCUAAGUUGUUAGUUCUCCAUGGGUGCUGUCAUGGAGGACGUCCUGGAAACAUAUGUUUAGUUUACCGGUAAACUGCUUUCCAGGAGUCCGGAAUGACAGCACCCAAUACUACCCCCCCAUUUUCUGUUCCCUCCGGGACACUUUUUUGGUUUGUAUAUUUGUACUGCUACUGUAUACAGUGUGAAGUAACACUUGUUCUUGAAAUAAAGAUGUGGCAGCCUAUCCGGUGUAGUAAGUUAUAAACACUGGAGCAAGGGGGUGGGGAGGGGUCCUUUAAACUGUCUCUCUUCCUGUCCCAACAGAAACCAGUAAGGACAUCCUCCAUGGGUGCUGUCAUUCCGGACUCCUGGAAAGCAGUUUACCGGUAAACUAAACAUGUUUCCGCAGUUUCAGGCAAACGCAAGCCAUGUGACUGAUCCCACUGCGCAGACGCUCACGGGCUUAGGGCGAGUUCACAUCUGCGUUCAGCCUCCGUUAUAGGAGCAGGAGAUGGAUUCGCACAUAACGGAGCCCACGGGCCCCAUAGACUAUAACGGGGUCCGUUAGGUUUCCGCUCAGAAGAUGAUUUUGGAGAGACAAAAGUUGUGCCCACAGUGAAAACCCAGCCAUUGGCAGCGCUGCCCUCUCCCUCCCAGCCAAUGGCAGCGCUGCCCUCUCCCUCCCAGCCAAUGGCAGCGCUGCCCUCUCCCUCCCAGCCAAUGGCAGCGAAGGUGGGCGGGAGAAGAUUCACUUGGCUGCCGAGGGGCCUGUGGUGAAGCGGAUGGGCAGUACUUUCAGUUUGGCAAAACUGACAGAUCGCCGCUGUACUGGCGGCAGCCUGCGUUUUAAAGGGGAAUCAGUGGGGGGGGGGCAGGGGGGGAAGCAAUUUAUAUGGUGUCGGGUGUGGGACCCCCACCGACCUGAUAUUGGUGACCGAUCCCGAGGACAGGUCAUCAGUAGUAAAAGCCCGGAGAUCCCCUUUAUACAUUAAUGAUAGAGGGACCCCGCCGACCAGUGACCUGAGGGAAAUAGAGAGUAGGACACGCCGCUCCUGGACAAACAGCUAAGCGUCGGGGGUCCCGGGUGUCAGACCCCGCUGAUGCUGAGGGGGGCAUGUCCUCCGUGUGAGCGCUGCAGAGGGGGGCAUGUCCUCCAUGUCACAGGAAGUCAAUGCUCAGCAGUUGGGCUGAACACCUCUGAGGCCUGUGAUUAGUGUCUGUCAAGAGGCGCUCUCCUUCCUCUAUGGGGGUUCAGCCCUGAUAUCAGGGGGCGCUCUCGUCCCUCUAUGGGGUUUCAGCCCUGAUAUCGGGGGGCGCUCUCCUUCCUCUAUGGGGGGUUCAGCCCUGAUAUCGAGGGGCGCUCUCCUUCCUCUAUGGGGGGUUCAGUCCUGAUAUCGGGGGGCACUCUCGUCCCUCUAUGGGGGUUCACUCCUGAUAUCUGGGGGCGCUCUCGUCCCUCUAUGGGGGUUCAGUCCUGAUAUCUGGGGGGCGCUCUCGUCCCUCUAUGGGGGUCACACUUUCUGGAGAUUUUUCGGUCUUUUCCAUUAGAAGCAGAAAACUGAGGGGUCAGAAUUUCUCCUGGAAACUAGAAAAUGUCUGUUGAAUCUGCGGCUCAUAAACUGCUGCCGGCUUCCCAUAGACUUCCAGGCAGCUGACUGCCACACUCCAAUCAUCCAGACUCUGAGGGCAGCGGGGUGAACUCCACCCUAAUCCACCCACAGGUUUCUGUUCUCCUCUGCCGCAUUUCAGGAUCCACAAGAGGAUUUACAAAGAUGGUGGCAGAAAUGGCGGCUGACAGCAGAGUUCCUCCUCCUGUUUGUGGCGCUCAGUAUUGUAUUCAGUUUGUGUG